AGGCGACAUUACAAUACGUGAACGAGGAUACUCUUCUAAUUUGACGUUUCGCCGCGAACAUUAACAGAGAAUGCAUCUCAUUUCCAGAUGAUUGAAUUUAGACCUUGAUCAUUUUACAAUGAGUGAAUUUAAGAUACAUCAUCUCGUCAGUGAGCUGAUGAAACACUUGGGGACUCAAGGUCAAGAAGGUCCAGAAGUGUACACAGAUCUCCUGUUGAAGAAUGUCACUCCCUUCAUAACCACCCAGGUAUCCUCUCAUGCUGCCAAGAGGAAGAUUGCAGAGUUUUCUAGGUCACCUGCAGAAUUCCUCAACAAAUAUGAUGAACUCAAAUCAAAGAACGUACGAGAUUUAGAUGCUCUGGUCUAUCUGCUUUCCAAGCUGUCAGAAAAUAAAGAUGUGGUAUCAACGCUCAAGGACAAUUCUGAGAAAUUUCUCAUGCCAAUGGAUAAGAUCAGUCUUCCGGCCCCUGGUACCAAGAUGUCAGAGGAAGAAGUUUCAGAGCUGCGUAACCAGCUACUGGCGGUAUCCUCCGCUGCAUCAAGCCAAGCUUCAGAGGUCUUCAGGAAGAUGAUGAGGGAGAAACAAGCCAAGAAAAACACUUCUGUGAACCUCCCCGUCCUGUCCCCUUGGGUUUACGAGCGACCGUUCCUCACGGGGGAUUUCAUCAAGGUGUCAAGGACUACCGUAGAGCCAGGUGUUCCUCUGGGUACCCUCCCUCUGGGCAUGCAGGAGACAACGAUAGUCCAUGAUCUGCUCACUGUCUUAUUAGGCACAGAAGGGAAAUACAUCCUUGUGAGGCCAUCUCAAGACAGAUCCACCACACCUCACACAUUCCAAGUUGACCGUUCCCUGGACACAUCACUUCAAGAGCUGGUCAAUCGAAUCCUUCCCAUAUGUAACAACUACUCCACCGUAAUGCACUUCAUUGAGGACAAGUCAUCCUUUGAGUUUGGUGUCGUCAACCAUGCUCUCUGUGGGGCUAUGAGGACAUUAGUCAAGGAAUACAACAUCUUAGUUGCCCAGCUGGAGCAUCAGUUCAAACAAGGCCAGCUUCCCCUGCAGAGGUUUUGGUUCUACAUGCAACCAUGCAUGCAGACCAUGGAGAUACUAGCAUCCAUAUCAUCAUCGGUAGAUAGGGGAGCGUGUGCUGGAGGUUCGGUGCUUAGCCUGCUGCAUGAGAAGACAGUUACCAUGAUAGGGGAUAUGCGAGCUCAAGAGCUUUGCCUGUUCCUAACCCAGUCAGCCUGUGCGCCAUACUUUGAGAUCCUAGAGAAAUGGAUUUACAAGGGAAUCAUCAAGGAUCCAUACUGUGAGUUCAUGAUUGAAGAGAACGAAGCCCUGCAGAAGGAGAAACUCCAGCAGGAAUACAAUGAUGCCUACUGGGAACAGCGCUAUACCAUCUGCAGAGAAAGGAGUCCAAUCUUCUUGGAGAUGAUUGCUGACAAGAUCCUCAGGACUGGCAAAUACCUCAACGUUGUCAGACAGUGUGGGCAUGAUCCAAGAUGUCCAAACGCUGAAGAGAUCCUGUAUACACUGAAAGAGAGACAAUACGUGGAUCAGAUAGACAAGGCAUACCAGUAUGCUAGCAAGCUCCUUCUUCAGCUACUCAUGGAAGAGAGAGAAUUAGUCCAGAGGCUUGGUUCAAUCAAGCGGUACUUCCUCCUGGAGCAAGGAGACUUCUUUGUUCAUCUGAUGGACAUCACCGAGGAGGAGAUGAAGAAGAGAGUUGAUGAUAUCAUACCUAGCAGACUAGAAUCUCUUCUAGAGCUGGCUGUCAGGACCAGUCAGGCUAACUCAGACCCAUUCAAAGAUGAUCUCAGAGUUGAUCUCCUACCUUAUGACCUCAACACACAGCUGCUUAGAAUCUUGUCCAUUGAAUCCAGGCAAGAAAAGGCCAUGCUUCAUGAAAUGGACCCAACAGAGCUUAACAUCUCUGGUUUAGAAGCAUUUUCAUUUGACUAUGUUGUGAGGUGGCCAGAAUCACUCAUUCUCAGCAGAAAGGCUUUAACCAAGUAUCAGAUGCUCUUUCGACAUCUCUUCUACUGUAAGCAUGUUGAAAGAACACUGUGCAAUAUCUGGCUGUUGAACAAGGAAGCGAAGCGGUUCACUCUCUAUUCAUCUCGGUGGUAUGCAGUGGCCUUUGCCCUCCGUCAGCGCAUGCUGCACUUAGUUCAGAACCUUCAGUACUACAUGAUGUUUGAAGUGGUUGAGCCCCACUGGCAUAUAUUGCAAGACAACUUGAGAAAGGUGUCCAACAUCGAUGACGUCUUGUCACACCAUACUGACUUUCUGGAUAAGUGCCUCAAGGAUUGUAUGCUAACCAAUCCAGACAUCAUUAAGAAUGUCAGCAAGCUCAUGCUUGUAUGUGUCACCUUUGCCAACUGCAUACAGAGAGUUACACAAACGAUGAAUGUUGAUGCAGAGGUUAGCUUGCUUGUCGAUGCUAGUACCCCACCAAAGAGUGAUAAGGAUAGGGAUAAGCAGGACUCUGAGAGAAGAAGAACAGUCACAAAGGUGGUGAGUGAGCACAUUGAACAGAUCAACGCCAGCGACGACUUUGCCAACACCGUCCACAACUUUGAUUCCAACUUCUCGUCGCUUCUCAUUUCACUCCUCGACAAGUUGAGCCUGUUCAGCACGGCCAACUGCGAGCACAACAUGAUGAAUAUCAUCCAUAGGUUAGACUUUAACGGUUUUUAUACGGUCAGGCUUGAGAAGCUUGCUGCAGAGAGGAGCAUGGCCGCCCAUGGAGACGAGGAUUUGAUGGAUGUAGGUGGGGCGGAAGCAAGAUAGACAGACCAUUUCUUGAUCUAGGGCCUAUUUCAUAAAACCUGUUAUAACAAUGAAAAGCUACUGAAAUCCUUCAGUCUGAUUGGCUGAUAGUAAAUCUGUUUAAAUUGUGUGCAUUUGUUAUUAUAACAAGUCUUUAUGAAAUGGGACUCGGGAAAACUGGUUGUAGCUUAUUCAUAACUUGAAUUUUUGCAUUCCUGUGGUAUGUAUACUUCAGUAUUUGAAAUAGAGCAUGGGCCUUUUUCAGAAUACAAAAACAAGCAUCACCAAAUUUAUGUUCCAAUCAAAUGGCUUUAUUUCAGUAUAACAAAUGCUUGUACAACAAUCUUGUUCAGCAACAAACAUUUUUGAAGGAUUCUUGUCAUGAUGAAUUGUUUGCGUGAUGUUGCUCAUAGCAGUGACAGUAGUCCAGGUCAUGGCCUUCUCUGUUUGAUGAUAUAUAUAUUCAAAAUGGAAAUCGGGAAAUAUGAAUAAUGCAAUGACACUUGCAUGAUUUUUUGGUUCCCUCAUAAGCACAACCGUGUUAACAUGUGACAAUGUGGGCCACAAAGUGCCUCCGAUCACGGAUUUACGCAUAGGCACAGCAUGUUCAUGCAGUAUUUACGAAUAGUUCAUGCACCGUCACGUCAUUCACGUCGUUGUCAUUCAUUGGGGCAUACAGUCGGACUCCAUGAUGAUUUGUGAAUUUCCGUUUGUUACAGCCAAACUGCGCAUGCGUUUUAGGCGUAACCUAUUCACAAAUUUGUGACAUGUGUGCCCCACGUAACUUGGCUCGACAAGGUUGCACACAGUUUAUGAAUAAUUAAAAAAAGAAUUCUAAUAUUUUGGCACUGAACUUCAAGCAUUACCUUACACUGGUCUGCGUAUUUCAUGACAUGGUGCUACGUGACAGUAUUUGAUGCGCAAACUAGUCGUGAACAAAUCGGGUCCCCAAAAUCAUGUCAUAAAUUAUGACAUACAGUAUGUGAGCAGCUCCCCCAUAUCAUGUAAUGGAAUGUUUCAUUUUGUUGAAGGAGUUGAAAAUUUACAAUUUAGGAAAUCUGAUGGAGCUGCUCUUUUUGACAAUUCUUUGACAAAUAUGCAUCCAACCUUCACCAAUAUUUUCAUUUUUCUGCUUUCAACUAUUCGUCAGAGGGCUUGUCAAUUCCGAGCCAGAUAUAUUUGUACAAGUUUUUAAAGGCCUAAUUUGCACAUUAUACGUUUUUGUGAUUAUUUCUAUGCAUGUCUUCUGAGAACAAGUCCACCCCAACAAAAGAUUGAUUUGAAUAAAAAGAGAAAAAUCCAACAAGCAUAAUGCUGAAAAUCUCACAAAACAGUUACAGAGAUGCCAACUUUUGGAAAUCAGAAUUAGGGAGGAUUUGCAACCGACACCAAAUUAUGUGCGCGUAGCGCACAUCUCGAGCGCAGAGCGCUCGACCCUUGCGGCCGGGGUCGAGGGCCCGCCUUAGGGCCCUGGAAGCUCUGGGUUUCUAGAUGCUCUCUGGUGCAAUCUGACCCUUAUUUUGGAGCAUUUCACAUGUUUUUAAAAAAACAUUGUUCCCACUUUUUUGACAUAAAAAUAAAAAUAUCAAAUAUGCAUUUUUACAUGUAAAAAAAAUGAGGGGACAAUAGAAGAAAAGUACCUGUUCAACUAUAAUAAUGAGGAAUUAUCCUCUUUAUUAUUAUUAAAGCGCGGGUAACGUCUUCCUCCUCGCUGGUCCCUUGCUUGGUGAAAUAAGUCAACAGGGUACUAGUGGAGCUCGAAGAUCUCGUCUUCGCAAUGUCCGUAUGCCGUUUGCUCCCUACGUGCUUCCGAAUAUCAUCACGACCUCCGUGCUCAACUUUAAUGUCCACGCUGCAAAUUGUGCAAAAUGCAUGGUAGAUUCCUCUUUCCGAAUACACGGGUACUGGAGACUGUAUUCAGUCUUAUACUUCUGAGACCAUUUCUUGGUCUUUUUUUGUUGAUUUUCCGCCAUUUCGUGUCAAUAUCAACCCAUCAAUACGCCGAAAUCACACACCGAUAUUCCAUCGCACGACUCGACAAAUCCAGCGGCCGCGAGCGCACACGCCUCGCGAAGCUAGCCAGGCCUACCGGCCUGGUGCACAGUGGAUUCCCGUUGGGCAUAUCACAUGCACCAGCUUUUCGCUGCUCCUUAUUUGUCUGCCUUUCACACAGAAUUUAGUAGCAGCGAAACGUAAUGGAGUUACUACAUGCUAAAGUUAGCAGACGAUACAUGUACUUCCAAUCCAAUUUGAUCAAUGCAAAAAAAAUUGUAAUUUCGGGAGGAUAAGGAUGGUAAUCGUAAGGGCGGGAGUUGGGAUGAAUUUUCGGGAGCCUCCCGAUGAAAUCGGGAGGGUUGGCAUCUCUGCAGUUAUAUGCAUAUCCUGGUCGGUAUGCAAAUGAGGUAACUGAUGACGUCAUCCCAUCUGUCUCACUAUUUUGUAUUUUAUUAUAUGAAAUAUUCUAAGUUUCUCAUUGUCAAGUGAAACAAAUAUUAAUUCCUCCCUGAACAUGCAGAAUUAGCAUUAUUUUUAUACUAUGGUUCAGCCAAGUUGGCCUUAAUUUUCAAAUCGGUAAAAAAAUAGAAAUAUUGUAUAAUUCUCACAAUAAAAAACAAAAGAAAUAGUGAGAGACAUCAUUGACUGUCUCAUUUGCAUGUCACUGAGAUGUUGAAAUAAUUGUUUUGUGAAAAAUAAGCGAAACUUUAAAAAUGUCAUAACUUUCUUAUUUUACAUUCGAUUUUGAUUAAAUUUUCAGCAUUAUGCUAGUUUGAUUUUUCUCUAUUGAUUCAAAUCCACAUUUUUCUGGGGUGGACUUGACCUUUAACCGAUUUGAUGCACACAUUACAAGAAAAUGAUAUAUUGAAAAUGGUUUUAAUUGUACCUUUUGAAUAUCAACAUACAAAUCAUUUCACAUCACAAUUAGAUUUUCAUCAAAAAACAUUUUUAAGGCAAAGAUAAUAUGGUUUUACAUCCAGCUCUAAAUACAUGAAAAUGUUCAUGGCCAGUCAAAAAAUAGCUGUCACUUUCGAUACCAUAUUAAAUGUAUGUCAUUGUAGUACGUACAGAAAGGUACAAGUUUUGAUUUCUUUUAAUAUAUUGAUGGGAAUUUUUCUUAUGAAUACUGUAAAGUGAUCAAAUAUUGGCAAACAGAGGGGUAGUGAGAACCCAUAUGAUGUCAUGGAUGGCCAAAAGGGCCAAAGUUAAGUGUGAGAAAUAUAAUAUGGCAAUUAUAAAAAAACAUAAAGAGAAGUCAGAAAUAGAUCUUGCUUCAAAAAUAUGAACAAACACUGUAAAUACAUGUAUAAAGCUAAACUUCUGUUCAAUUUUGCAUUUUCUUUUCCACAGAAGCUAUCAUAUUGUACAAUAUGUAUAUUGACCAGUACUUUUGUAAUUAUUAAAAGGCUUUAUGAAGCUGAAACAA
Messenger RNA from Lytechinus pictus (painted urchin), 6194 nucleotides. RefSeq names its product gamma-tubulin complex component 2-like. Gene Ontology annotation, molecular function: microtubule minus-end binding; gamma-tubulin binding. The coding region runs from base 119 to 2794 and encodes 891 amino acids. The transcript is spliced from 19 exons. The record is from RefSeq and is a predicted model, not a curated record. Gene Ontology annotation, cellular component: equatorial microtubule organizing center; centrosome; spindle pole. Gene Ontology annotation, biological process: cytoplasmic microtubule organization; spindle assembly; microtubule nucleation. NCBI's taxonomy places the organism in Eukaryota, Metazoa, Echinodermata, Echinoidea, Temnopleuroida, Toxopneustidae.